Messenger RNA from Schistocerca nitens (vagrant locust), 2143 nucleotides. RefSeq names its product sterol O-acyltransferase 2-like. The record is from RefSeq and is a predicted model, not a curated record. The transcript has 11 exons. NCBI's taxonomy places the organism in Eukaryota, Metazoa, Arthropoda, Insecta, Orthoptera, Acrididae. Bases 101 to 1696 code for a protein of 531 amino acids. Gene Ontology annotation, biological process: cholesterol metabolic process. Gene Ontology annotation, cellular component: endoplasmic reticulum membrane.
CAGGGCCAGGGACGCUGCGGUUGCUUAAUACGCGCAGCAGACCUCAAGUAGCAAGUGUUCGCGCGUAGUGGCAGGUGAUCGGUGCAGCUGGUAGCUCGCUAUGGAGGCCGAAGCGUCGCAGACCAGUGUGAGGGAAGUGGCGGGCGAUCGCGUGUCCACACUUCCAGAAGAUAAAAAGAAGCCGACGCCUGAUGUACUCGAACUGAAGGAGCGAAUACAGCAGCUGCAGACGGAGGCGGUGGAGCAGCUGGAGCAGAAGCUGCAGCAGCUGGUGGAGGAGGCGCUGCGAGUGGCAGAGGUGGCCGCCACGCCGCCAUCGCCGUCGCACCACCUGCUCUACGACGACGCAAAGUACCGCAACAGGACACACCAGCCCAGUUCGGGAGCGCUGCCGGAGAAACAGUUCCUGCCCAGAGAGUCGCUGCUGACGAACCUGAUGAGAGUGAAACACCUCCACACCGUCUAUAACAUGUUCGUGGCCGUGCUGCUCAUGCUCUUCCUGCACACUGCCGUCUACGACCUCGUCGCUGACGGGCAGUUGAAGCUGGGCUUCUCAACUAUAUUUUGGAAUUUUGGUGGACUGCACAUUGUAAUGGCAACCUGGGCCUCCAUGCAACUUGCAGUAUUUGCACUGUUCAUUGCAUUCUGUCACUGGGCAUCAUUUCGCGUUUCAUUGCCUAUUUCUGGAUUUCAGAGACAACUUCUAGACAAUAGUGCUCUGAUUGUCCUAAUUGCCUGCAAAGUUGGUUUCCUGGUGCUCCCAGUACAUGUUAUACAAUAUAAUCAGUUACCUCCUAUCUCAGUUAUGAUCCUCCUUUGUGAGCAGAUGCGAAUGAUAAUGAAGAGCUAUGCAUUUUUACGAAGUCAAGUGCCAAAAGUUAAAAUGUUCAAGCCUCAUACUGAUGCAACAGAUGUCCUACUACCAGACUUCAACCACUUUGUGUAUUUCAUGUUUGCUCCAGCCCUUGUUUAUAGAGACUCAUAUCCAAGAACUAAGGAGAUCCGCUGGAAGGUGGCAUUAUGGCAUCUGACAGAGGUUUUUGGAGUAAUCUUCUUCAUUAGCUUUUUGUUUGAACGCAGCUUGGUACCCAUGUUCAGAAAUUUUGGAAAGCAACAGCUGUCUCCUAAGGAAAUGGUUGUAGCCAUUUUUGGUAGCAUGGUUCCUUCACUUACUGUAAUGCUUUGUGUAUUCUAUUGCAUUCUUCAUGCCUGGAUGAAUGCAUUUGCUGAAAUAACAAGGUUUGCAGACCGCAUGUUCUACAAGGACUGGUGGAAUGUUAAUUCCUAUGGAGCCUACUAUCGGAACUGGAAUGUUGUUGUCCAUGAUUGGCUGUACACAUAUGUGUACAAAGACCUGAGUGAGCUGCUAGGUGGCAAAAGACGAACUAUACUUGCUGUUUUCUCCCUGUCUGCAAUUGUCCACGAGUACAUUCUCACAUUCAUGUUUGGUUUCUGUUAUCCAAUGCUCUUCAUGGCCUUUGAAGUAUUUUCAGUGGGUCUGAUGUUUGUAUCACGUGAUCGGCUGCCAGGUAGCAAUCUUUUGAUGUGGUUGCUCUUCACAAUAGGAACAGGGCUUCUUAUCAGCCUCUACAUGAUGGAGUGGUUCGCUAGACGCCACUGCCCUCGAUUUAUUGAUUCUACAUGGGACUUCUUUGUGCCAAGGUCAUGGUUCUGCUCUCCACUCACGUCUGAAUAACAAUAACUUGUGUACCAUAAGUUAAGCAGGACUUCACUUUGAAAAUUGCUCUCAAAAGUUGUGGAUACUCAAGAGAACUAACUUUUAAGAAUAGAACUAACUUUUAAAACGAGAUUAUGUCAGUGCACCAGAAUAAAUUAUUUUUAUAGUGUAUAUAUACAGACAUUUUAAUUGUAUUCUAGUAAGUCCAUUUUGUUACAAUAUUCAUAGUUUGUUGCAAUGUUAACUCUGUGAAGAAUGUGACUGUGAAAGUUGUACUUCUGUAUGUGAUGUACUUUUGCGCUUCUGUGGUGUGAAAUGUUUCUAUGUAUAUGGCAUUUGUAACGUUCUUAUUGUGGUUUUUUUACUUAUCAAUCAGCAUCCUUGUGCUACAUUUUAGCAUCCCCUCCCCCAAGCCCCUUACGUUGCUUUUAAUGUACAAACACUGAAGGUACUGUGUAAUAAUAC